Messenger RNA from Panicum virgatum (switchgrass), 831 nucleotides. RefSeq names its product E3 ubiquitin-protein ligase ATL9-like. The coding region runs from base 139 to 732 and encodes 197 amino acids. Lineage: Eukaryota; Viridiplantae; Streptophyta; Magnoliopsida; Poales; Poaceae. The transcript has a single exon. The record is from RefSeq and is a predicted model, not a curated record.
GCACUAACCUUCCCCAGCUCAGUCCUGAAUCCCGCGCCGUCUGCCUAUUUCUUGACGCGGCCACCGUGCAGCGGCCAUGGCAAGGCAAACGAAGCCAUCCCUGUGCCAGGACUCACGAGCAGUGCCAGCUCGACGACCAUGCUCUCCACCACGAGUUUGGCCGCAGGCGGCGGCGGCGGCGACGACGACGACGUCAAGUGCCGAGCCUGGUACGGCGUCGUGGUGGUUUGUGCGUUGCUGCUCCUUUUCAGCGUUCUCGCGGCCACGGCCGACGUCGUUAACGCCUGCGCGGUCUCCGCCUUCGCCGUGGUGUUCUUUGGCGCGAUCGGCUGGAUGGUGCCCGCCGGCGCCACGGGCGCACGGCGAGGUGACGAUGCCGUGGGUGCUGCAUCGGCCCUGCGGUGGGCCGGGUGCGCCUGUAAUCAUCAGCUCGUCGGCGCGACGGCGAUCGCCGUGCCGCCGGCGUUCACAUACGAGUGCGCCGCCGCCAAUGGUGAGGGCGGCGGCGCGGUGUGCGCGGUGUGCCUGGAGGGCGUGCGGCGCGGCGAGACUGUGCGGCAGCUGCCGUCGUGCAGGCACCUGUUCCACAAGGAGUGCGUCGACAUGUGGCUGCACUCGCACGCGACGUGCCCGCUGUGCCGGUGCGACGUGCCCUUGCCGCUGACGUGCGCGGCAAAAGCCGUGACGGCGGUGGCGCAGACGUCGUCGGGUGAUGUGCUGCCGCCGGUGUAGUUUUCCUUCAAGAGUGGCUCCAACUCCAGCAGAACUCGUUUGUCCUGAACACUUGCGGGCCACAUUGCUUUUUAUGAUGAUAUUCGUAAAUUGUAAAUA